Molecule: messenger RNA, 871 nt
Organism: Teleopsis dalmanni
Lineage: Eukaryota; Metazoa; Arthropoda; Insecta; Diptera; Diopsidae
Product: sentrin-specific protease 8-like
Exons: 3
Coding region: 98-784 (228 amino acids)
Biological process (GO): proteolysis
Molecular function (GO): deNEDDylase activity; cysteine-type peptidase activity
Source: RefSeq, a predicted model, not a curated record
AUUUUAAAUUAUUGAAAAGUCUUGUUUCCAUUCUGCACAAAAGCGUCUUAAUUUUUAGAGAACCUUGUUUCAAUCAACUUAUUCAAUUUUUCACAAAAUGCCUAAGCCAACCAAGAAAUUGUCUUCACAAGAACAAGCACAACAAUCGGAUCCUGUUUGCCUGAAUUUCCAUGAUAUUAUCCUUCGCACAAAAGAUAUUAACAUAUUGAAAGGUCCACAUUGGCUAAAUGAUCAAAUAAUAGCUUUCUAUUUUGCAUAUCUUAAAAAAUUGAAGUAUAAAAACAAUUCGGAAGUACUUUUUGUAGCGCCAGCAGUGACCCAGUGCAUGAAGUUUAUAAGCCAGGAAGAAUUAACAACCAUGUUAAAUGACCUGAAUGCCGGUUCUAAAAUGUUUAUAUUGUUCGCAUUGAAUGACAAUAUAACGGCUCAUGCUGGAGGUAGCCACUGGUCAUUGCUGGCGUUAUCCAGGCCAGAAAGAACAUUCUACCAUUUUGAUUCCUUCUGUGAUCAAAACGGCGGUGCGGCCAGUCAAUUAAUGCACCAAGUCAAAGCUGCAAUGAACUAUAAAAGAUUUAGAUUGAAGCCAAUGAAAUGUUUGCAGCAAACAAACACCUAUGAUUGUGGAAUACACCUACUAUGUAUGGCUGAAAAAAUCGUUGACUAUGUUAACAUAUUCAAAUGUAUAGACGGCGUGGGUCAGUUGAAACAAGAAACUGUGGAUGGUAAACGUGCUAAGUUGUUAAAAUUAAUCGUUACUUUGGGUGGAAAACACGUUUCAGUUUAAUUUCUCCACUUAUCUUUAUAUGUUACUUAUAAUAUUCUUGGAAAUCGAAAUAAAUACAAAUUGUUGUUAUUAGGAGCAAUAAUUAAA